This is a messenger RNA of Dufourea novaeangliae, 786 nucleotides long. Its product is annotated as rhythmically expressed gene 2 protein-like. NCBI's taxonomy places the organism in Eukaryota, Metazoa, Arthropoda, Insecta, Hymenoptera, Halictidae. The record is from RefSeq and is a predicted model, not a curated record. The coding region runs from base 19 to 786 and encodes 255 amino acids. The transcript is spliced from 2 exons.
UGUAGGUAGAAUUUAACGAUGAUUGAGCUCGUCCGACCGCGACUAGUAACAUUCGAUGUCACCGGUACGUUGCUCAUGACGAAGUUGGAGGAGCAUUACGUCCAAAUCGGGACUCAGCACGGCCUGUCAGUUGAUCCCUGCAAAUUGGCGCGAAGCUUCAAAAAUAAUUUCCACAGGUUAAGCAUUGAGCAUCCCGUGUACGGCAAACAUACAGGUAUUGGAUGGGAAAACUGGUGGCGGCGGAUAGUUCACAAUGUUUUCAAGGAUCAACACAAUUGCAUCCCUCAAGCCACACUGGACAAGGUUGCUAACAGUUUGAUAAAGUGCUACAGCACAAGCAUGUGCUGGCAGAAAUAUCCCGGCACGAUCGAGUUACUGGAGUAUCUGCAGAAAAAGGGCCUGAUAUUGGGGGUGAUAUCAAAUUUCGAUGAGAGAUUGGAAGCGAUACUUCUGGACACCAGAAUACGGUUUUAUUUCUCGUUCGUUUUAACAUCUUAUGAUUUCGGCGUGGAGAAACCGGACCCCACGAUCUUCGACGAAGCGAUCAAGUUAACAAAAGAACGUCACAGUAUCAAUGUGACUCCCCAGGAGGCGAUACAUAUCGGCGACUCCAUAAGCAACGACUACAUCGGCGCGAAGAACUCCAAUUGGAAUGCCAUUCUCGUUAAACGUGAUAACGACGCAGCAACCAAGCAGAAAAUCCCUAAAGAAGACGCCGUUAAAAAUCUUGAAGAAUUGCGACUACACUUUUCAACGCUAUUCGACAGGAAAAUUAAAUAUGCAUAA